This is a messenger RNA of Gossypium raimondii (Peruvian cotton), 705 nucleotides long. RefSeq lists its product as uncharacterized. Gene Ontology annotation, molecular function: nucleic acid binding; zinc ion binding. Lineage: Eukaryota; Viridiplantae; Streptophyta; Magnoliopsida; Malvales; Malvaceae. The transcript is spliced from 2 exons. Bases 1 to 705 code for a protein of 234 amino acids. The record is from RefSeq and is a predicted model, not a curated record.
AUGCCUGAACGUUUAAAUAAAAAGAAGAUAAUUCAACAAGAAUUUGGAGGAACUACUAGACCUGCUGUUAGUGUGGGUAGUGUGCAAGAUACUUCUAAGCCCAAAUGCAGAUAUUGUGGGAAAUACCACCCUGGUGAGUGUAGAAGUAAAGUGGGGGCUUGUUACAAAUGUGGAGCAACUGAUCAUUUUAUCCGGAAUUGUCCUCAACUGCAAAAAGAGGAUAAAGAGCAUAAAGAAAAGCAAUUGGCUACUUCUCAAAGAAGUAGACAUUCGGGCCCAAAUAGUGCCAUUGGGACUGCUCGUUCGAGUGUAAAAGAUACUACUACUUGGUCAGAGGCUAGAGCACCUGCGCGUACCUAUGCCAUUCAAAGAGAAGAGGACGCCACUGUUCUAGAUGUGAUUGCUGGUACAUUCUAUCUUUUUGAUGUUACUGUGUAUGUAUUGAUUGACCCUAGGUUCACUCAUUCUUAUAUUUGCAUUGCAUUAGUAGCAGAAAAGAAGUUACCUGUUGAAUCUACUGAUUAUGAUAUUCAAGUUACUAAUCCAUUAGGUCAAAGUGAAUUGCCAGGUUUACCACCUGAUCGUGAAGUUGAGUUUGUAAUUGAUGUGAUUCCUGGAACUGCUUCGAUAUCAGUAACACCAUAUUGUAUGACACCAGCUGAACUAAAGGAAUUAAAGGCACAGUUGCAAGAGUUAUUGGACUGA